Messenger RNA from Leptopilina heterotoma, 6421 nucleotides. It is a transcript of the gene Wdr81, whose product is annotated as WD repeat-containing protein 81. NCBI's taxonomy places the organism in Eukaryota, Metazoa, Arthropoda, Insecta, Hymenoptera, Figitidae. Gene Ontology annotation, biological process: aggrephagy. The transcript is spliced from 23 exons. The record is from RefSeq and is a predicted model, not a curated record. Bases 289 to 6078 code for a protein of 1929 amino acids. Gene Ontology annotation, cellular component: mitochondrion. Gene Ontology annotation, molecular function: protein binding; phosphatidylinositol 3-kinase regulator activity.
AAGUGCAUUAACUGCAGUCAGCUGAUUUUGACAACAAUGAUAACAUUAAGAAGUUAGCUGUAUACAUUUUUCCGAAUCUCAUUCUUCUGUGUUAUCUUUAUUAAAAAAUGUUAAUCAUAAGUUUAUUUAAGUGUUUUUCUAGUCAUCUCUGAUAUUUGCAUAAUAUAUUUUAAAUACAAAAUGCAAAUGUAAAGGAUAAAUUUGCAAACCUAACCUAUAGGCAUAAUAUUUUUUUAACAUGUUUUGAUACUUUUAAUUCGUUUUUCUUUUUUGAAAUUUUAUCGAAACAUGGAAAUGGAAAUCGUUAAAGAGGAAUUAAAGAUACCAAGUGAAUAUCUAAAGUUAACAGAUGGAAGAAUUUGUGCAACCGUCCACAGAAGUUGGCUCACCAGUUUAUCAAGUUUGGGAUCUCUCAAUUUUAUAAAACACGAACGAUUUUCCGCUGAGGAAAUACCUUCUCUAGAAUUAUUAGGGACCAAUUGGCUACAAAUUUAUAUAAAGGUUUACGAAAAACAAAAUAAAAAUGCUAUUCCUCUACCGAGAGGUAGACCAUCCGGAAAUUCUAAGGUUCAUACUGACCUUACUUUCGCUCAAGUUUUGCACUAUGUAUCGGAUACGAAUUAUCGAAAUUUGUGGAAAGAAGCGUACAAAAAAUAUUACAGUCCUUGGACGAAUUUCGAUCAAAGAGAGCAAUUGAACAUAAAUUCAAAUACAACGGAUGCACAAGUUAUGCAAGAGAUAUUAACUCGAAUGUACGGUUGUACGAUAGUUCAAAUUGACAAAGGUAAAAUUGUGUCGAUAAAGCCCGGCUUGGAAACUCAAUCGCACUGUAAUUUAUUACCUGUGCUAUUUGCAAUUGAAACUUCUUCCGCCUUUUUGACGUUACAUGAGCAAACGGCACAAUAUUCUCUUCGCGAAUGUGUUACCUACAGUCCUGCAGCAUUAUCCACGUACUACGCAAAGCCUCUUUUUCUCGUUUAUCAGCUGCUUCGCUUUUCUAGAGAUCUGCACGACCUGGGCCUAGUCCUGGGUGAAAUCACGCUUAGCGACAUAUUGCUUAUGGAUAAUCUAACCAUUCAGGUUUUGCCAAAGUUGAGCGACAAUAUUUACCUGUGGCCCGAUUCUAGUCCGGUGAAUACAACAGUGACGAGGAGCAAAAGUUUUUCAAAGUACGAAUUGACCAAAGAUUGUAAAACAAAUUUCGGAGAAGCAGGAUCUUCCGACUUUGGUGCUAAUGAAAGUAUUGAAAAGCUCUGCGAACUUUGGAUUCACGGUGUUAUCAGUAAUUUCGAUUAUCUCACUUUUUUGAAUAAUUUAGCCGGAAGAAGGUAUGGCGAUCCUAGUUGUCAUCAUGUGAUGCCCUGGGUGACGGACUUUUCAUCGAGAUACGGAGGAAAUUGGAGGGAUUUGACAAAAUCCAAAUUUAGAUUAAAUAAGGGAGAUAGACAAUUGGAUCUGACUUUUGAUUCCGAGUCUUCGGAAGUUGGACAUCAUGUAUCCGAUGUUUUGUCCGAGAUUACUUAUUACGUUUAUCUUUCGAGAAGAUAUUCGAGAUCGGUUUUGUGUAAACAUGUAAGACCUCUUUGGGUUCCUGGAGAGUAUCCUGUUUCUAUACAAAGAAUGCAUGAUUGGAGUCCAGAUGAGUGUAUUCCGCAAUUUUUCAAAGAUCCAAAUGUCUUUAAAUCAAUUCAUGAGGAUUUACCAGAUUUAGGUAUUCCUGCUUGGGCAACAUCUCCCGAAGAUUUUGUGGAAAAACAUCGAGAAGCUCUGGAGAGUUUAUACGUUUCAGAAAGAUUACAUCACUGGAUUGAUUUGACUUUUGGAUACAAACUUUCCGGCUCAGCAGCAAUAAAGUCUAAAAAUGUUUGUUUACAAUUAGUAGAUAAUCACACAAGUUUAACGAAUUCUGGUGUUGUUCAAUUAUUCACGCAGCCUCAUCCUCAAAAAAUUGUUCCGUCUCCAUAUUGGAGUAAAACUCCGCCCAGACUGCAAGUCACAAAUCCAAAUGGAAAAACUGGUUCAAAAUCUUCUGGCGAGAAAGUGAGCGAAGAUGAGGAUCACAGUUCCGGAAUCGAAGAGGAAGAAAUCCAGGUUACGGCUUCAAACACCACGAGAUCUUCUCCUUUGGCACUGAGUCGUUUACUCAGUAGAUCUCGUGGAUCUUUACUUUCAACCGAAGACGCCUCUAAACUUGAUAAAAAUAUUCCUCAAACGAUAUUUUUGCCCAAAGAUUAUAAUCCUAUUUCUGCACUCAUUCAAGUCGAGACCAGACAUUCCUUUCUCAACAAAGUCAGUCAAAAAAUAUAUUCGCCAAAAAUGACGACUUCGGAUGGAAGUACAAAUUACAAACAGGUAGUUGCGUGUAGAAGAAUAAAAGAACAACAAAUUCUCGGUUGUCUAAUUGUCGAAAUAUUUAUGUCGGGAAAAUUCCGAGCAACAUGGAAUAUGGAGAAGAUUUCCUUUGAAAAUCGUCUAACAAUGUGUUUGAAUGCUGUGAAAUCAUCGCCAGAAUCAUUGCCGAGAUGUGUGAAAAAUACAGUGGCUCUGUUACUACAAGUAGAUGUUAUACCAAAGACUUACAAUACUGAUUGCAUUGAACUUAAUGCUCGACCUGAUUUCAGUGAGAAUUCAUUUCGCUAUCCAACUGUAACGCACAUGGGACUUCCGCCACCGUCCGCUCAUCAAUUUCUCCAGCCCGUUCUUUCCGGUGGUCUCUUUCCGUCAUCAAAAUAUUUCCAACAUCUCUUCAAUGUCGUUGAAAUGAUUCAAGAAUACAAUCUUCUAGUGAGAAAAUUGAAUUUCGUCACUUACAGAAGUGACGACAGUGAAUCAAUGAACAAAACGAGAAUUAGAUAUCUUUGUAAAAUAAGUGAAUGUAAAGUAAAGGCAUUGGCGAGGGAAUUAGAACGAUUGUUGACAAAUACGGGAAUUGCGGCGGAGGCGAAUUUGCAAUUGAUUGUCCCGCAUAUUAAGCAAAUUAUGGAGGAACCGUACAGUGCGGUUCUUGCUGCUUGGUACCUUUUCGAUCCCAUUACCAGAGCUUUGGGUCCCAAGGAAACAGCGGAAAUAUUUUUAAUUCCAAUAAUCAGGUUGUACGAAAAUGGAUCUGUUUUGGAUACUUUAAGUACGACUGACAUUCUUCCAACGGGAUUAUUAGCGAAGUUUAAAACAAUGCGCCUCUAUCAUCGAAGUUUUCUUUUGAAAUUGAUGGUCAGACUGGGACUUCGUAGAUUUUUAGAUAAUUUUAUUACACCUUUAGUAGAAGCUGUGGGAGGCUAUCGAGAUCAUUUAAUGGGAUCUUCUAUCUCCAAUAUUCACAGAUCAGGAAAUCUAAAAACAUGUGAUUUGAGCGGCAGUUGUGGAGAUGGAGACGCAAUUUUGUCUCCUUUAGAUGAAGAUUUAUCAGUGGAGUCUGAAACCAAUAUAAUUGGCAGUUGUACCAGUGGAAGUCACAUGAGUAGUUCUGCAAAUGAUGAAGAAGUAUUUACAAUGGAUGCCGAAGAUCCUCUCUCACCGUCCGUCAGCAAUGUUUCCAAUUACAAUCCCGAUUUUACACUAGAACUCAAUUUGAAUCUCAAUGACGAUUUCAGCGAUGACACAAUAAAACGUUCUCCAUUGAGUACAGUUCAAUCGCCCACUAUUCCAAUACCAAAGCGAUUGGAUAACAGUGCAAGCAGAUCUGUGAUAGAUUUCAACAGCAUCAGCUGUAAUGUUGGCAGUAAAACUUCCAGUGAGGAUGUUCCACUUGGUAGUUCGUGUACAACGAGUAUUCCAGAGGAAGCUUUCGCCAGUAACACUCUUCCCGUGGAGUUUGAAAGUUGUCAAAAUUCAAGAACGCAAGAGGAAGUUGGGGAAAAAUUGCGAAACGACAAGGAGGAUGUGGAGCAAGUGGAGCACAGUCGACUUUUUCCUGUUGAGUGUACAGUUUCGGAGAUGAGCACGGAAUCUGUUAUUUGGUUAUCUCAUCGUUUGGGACCUGUUUUGACAGCUAGAUAUUUAUCGAGGAAUCUUUUGAGAAUGCUCACUCUUUGCUAUGCUGGGAGAGAGAAUCUCUCGCCGACAAUUGUGGAGGAUAGUGUCAGUGCUGAUGAUGGGGAUUGGACAACUGUUUCGGGUGAUGUGAAUGCUGCAAAAAUUUUAGAGUGUCUUUCUGCAAUCGUCGGAUUGUAUGGAGAACAGAUUGUGAUACUGCAAUAUUUUGCUCAUGCCGCUGAACUUUUACUCCUUUGCAAACGAAAGCUGACUCCGAAUUUUGAAGGUGGUUUAGUGUCGUGUCUUUCUCUCGUAAUAAGUAUCACGUCUUGCCUUAGCGAUUCAACACUGAUGGAUACACUCCAUGAAACUAUCGUGAAAUCUAUUUUGCAUCCUAGUAUAGGAAUUCUUUCGACGACAAGAUUCACUUUUCCGAAUGGAACUGUUGCUCGUGCGACGCUAGCUGAAAAAUAUUUGCAAACACUUUAUAUUUUGAUGUUACGCUUGGGUGUGACUAUGACAAAAACUCACUUGGCUGUUUCAAUUCAGAGAUUUUUCUUAACUUUUGAUAAAGUUUUUUACGUCGUCAAUAAUACGGCGAAGUAUAUCAGUCAAAUGUCAAUUAAUGAUGAUGAUAGAAGAAGUGAUAUUUUGCAUCAUGCCCAAUCUACGUUGGCGGAUUCUUUCUCUCCGCCGAUUUUGGAAGGAGAAGAGGGUUUUGAUCCACUAAGAAAUAAAGCAUUAGAAGAAUUGAAAAAUGUCUUCACUCCAGAUUUGGCGCACAAAGCUUACGUUCUAUUUUAUCGUUUCUUUGGGGAUGGAGUUCUAGAACAAAUACUCAAAAAUAAUCAACUAAUUCGAAUUCUUUGUCAAGAUUACGAACAGACUGCAAGAUUGACGUCGCCGGUUUCUGAAGAUACUUUAAACGACGUGUUUCUAAUUGAGAAUGAAGCAGCCGACAAUCAAGAACUUUUCGAAAGAGAAACUGGUUUUGGAAAUGUGGCAGUAAUUGGAAAUCGUAUCGAAGUGCAGAGAGAUAAUUUGUCACCUCCAUCACAAUCAAUUUCCGAAGGGGGAAAUUUAAUUAGAGAAUCAAGUUCCCUGUACCUUGGACGACAACUUCGGGGAAAUUGGCUUGCUUAUUGGGAACACGAAAUUGGAAGACCCGAUAAAGACACAACUUUAAAUAUAAAGCAAAUUAAACUUCAGAGUUUCAAUGGACACACGAGUAGUAUUCGAUCCGUUUACGUUUUGGACAAUGAAAACAGUUUUAUGAGUGGAUCUAGAGAUAAGACUGUUAAACUUUGGAGUUUAAGAAGUCAGGGAGAUGGGAGUACAAUAUCCUCUUGCCAGUACACUUACACAGGACACAAAAAAUCAAUUUUAGGUUUAAUAUUUCUAGAGUCUUUGCGAUACGCAAUCAGUUGUGAUGGGAAUAUUCACUGUUGGGAUCCUUUUAUGGGCUCGUUAUUAGGAUGCCCGGAAAGUCCGCGUCCUGCACCUGUUAAUACUCUAGCGGCAAAUCCUGCUCCUUCGACAACUGUCCUCGUAGCCACGACUGAAAUUACUUUAAGAGUCAUUGAUUGUCGAUCGUUUCAAUAUGUUAACGAAAUGAAAGUGUCGAUGAAUCCAGCGGGUUUGAUUCGAUGCAUCGCUGUUGCUCCAAGUGGACACUGGGUGGCUUUGGGCCAAGCUUCGGGUUACCUGACCAUUUUGGACAUUCGCACAGGGCACAUAAUUGCUUCCUGGAAGGGUCACGAUUGUGAAGUUUUGCAACUUCAAGUUCUGAAUGAAACAACAUUAAUCAGUUCUUCAUUGGAUCAAACAAUUGCUGUAUGGAGUGUAAUUGACGGAAAGCUCAAAUUCCAUAUGAAAGGCGUCACAGAACCGGUACACUGUCUGGACGUCUAUGAACAGCAGCUGGUCACAGGAACAACAGCGAAUCGUAUCGGCGUUCACUCAUCUAUAGACACAAAUGCCGCAUACUCGUCUUCUAAAUUAAGAUCAGACGCCUUUAAAGGUAUCAUGACAUCCUUGACUGUUCUACCUCUCAAUAGAUUAUUACUUUUGGGUGCCGACAACGGCAUUAUUACUCUACUUUGCUAAAACCAUUUUUCGCGACUCCUACUAGUGAAAAUAGACGAAAUUUUUUUUUCUUGCAUAAUUUUAGUCCCUACAGAAUUAGGUUUUUAAUAGAAUAAGUGUUUAUAAACAUUAAGUUUUUUUUAGUGUUUAUAAAAUAAUUGUAUAUAUAAAACAACAAGUAUAUGAAAGUAGUAGGUAAAAUUGUAAAUAUGAAAAAUGAACCAUGUGAAAGCAGAAAGAAAUGUAAAUUUUUUUCUCAGGAUUUUACGAAAAAGACUUAAAUUUUCAAUAUUGUAGAUAAUAAGAAAUUAGUGUAGAUCUUCAAAUUUGGAGAUUUUUUUACAUGUACAGUUUACGAGAGUAA